Oryza sativa Japonica Group (Japanese rice) is the source of this 2270-nucleotide messenger RNA. Lineage: Eukaryota; Viridiplantae; Streptophyta; Magnoliopsida; Poales; Poaceae. The record is from RefSeq and is a predicted model, not a curated record.
CACUUCCCACCCUUUUUUACCGCUUUUUAAAGGCGCUACACUACAAGGCCUCUCCCCCCCGCUGCCGACUGCCGUCUUGCUCUCCCUCCCUCCCAACCCCCCACUCUCCCCGCUCCUCCUGCGAGGGCUCGGCGAGGGGUGGCUGGGCCUGAGCGCGGGCAUGGACGCCACCGCCUUCCCCUACGGGCUGCGCGUCCUCGUCGUGGACGACGACCCCACCUGGCUCAAGAUCCUCGAGAAGAUGCUCAGGAAGUGUUCCUACGAAGAUUCGAUUUGAAAAACACUUAUUGGUUCCUUUGGCACACCAAUUAUCGGUUUAUAACCACUGAAUGGUCUGCUUCUCAAGAAAUUUGGCUGCUGAUCCGAUAUAUCAUGUCACCACAUGUGGCCUGGCAAGAGUUGCUCUGGAUAUUCUCCGGGAGAGGAAAAACAAGUUCGACAUUGUAAUUAGCGAUGUCAACAUGCCUGAUAUGGAUGGUUUCAAGCUUCUGGAACACAUUGGACUUGAGAUGGAUCUUCCUGUUAUAAUGAUGUCCAUUGAUGGUGAGACAAGUAGGGUGAUGAAAGGUGUCCAGCAUGGUGCUUGUGAUUACCUCCUUAAACCUGUUCGAAUGAAGGAGCUCCGCAAUAUUUGGCAGCACGUGUAUAGGAAGAAAAUGCAUGAGGUUAAAGAGAUCGAAGGUAAUGAUAGCUGCGACGAUCUUCAAAUACUAAGAAACAGUUUUGAGGGACUGGAUGAGAAGAGCCUUUUUAUGAGAUCUGACUCUGAUACCAUGAGGAAGAGAAAAGAUGUGGACAAAGACCAUGCAGAUCAGGAGUCAAGCGAUGGCAACACUGUUAAAAAGGCUAGAGUUGUUUGGUCUGUUGAUCUUCACCAAAAGUUCGUAAAUGCUGUCAACCAAAUUGGAUUUGACAAAGUUGGACCAAAGAAAAUACUGGACUUGAUGAAUGUUCCUGGCUUAACAAGAGAAAACGUUGCUAGCCAUCUACAGAAAUAUCGCCUCUACCUGAGUAGGUUGCAAAAGCAGAAUGAGGAAAGGAUAUUAGGCGCUGCUAGGCAAGAUUUCAGUCACAAGGGAACAUCAGAAAACCUUAACCUCCGAAGUUCCUUCCAAGAGCAACCAAGCAACAUAGCAAAUGGAUAUCCGCAUGCUUCUCAGAAUAUACAAACUCAGGCCAACAUGCUAGAUUCUCAGCUAGAGGACACCAAGAGCACAGUGCCCUUGCCUGUGCCAGAUAAAAAAAGAACUCUAGCAAGUGAUGCUGCUGACUCACAGAAUGUCACCAGUGCUUCAAGUUUAGGUGGGGUUCUGUCUUUCAAAAGCAUGCCGGUGAAUCAGGACAGGAAGCCAUCAGAAACAAUGAUCUUGGAAUGCCAGGCCUGGACCGGAGGCAUUCCAUCGAAGCAGUUCAUGCAGUAUCCAAAGCAUAACCAUGAACGCUGUGACCUAUUAGGGGAUUAUUCAUGCCUGCCAAAGCCAGACUUAGAACACCCAGUUGGCCCUAGUAAUCUGUAUGCUCCACCACCUCUUAUCUCAAUGAGUUGCGGUAUGGAGGGGGAUGCCAGAGACUUCUCAGACGUGAAGCCAGCUAUUAUGGACUGCAUCAAGUCCUUAUCACCGGCGUUGACAUGUACAGUGGAUUCAGUUUCUGUUCAACUUAGCGACAGUGUGGUGACCUCGAUUGACGGUGACCUGAAGUCUUCCGGUGUGGACGGGUUGCCCAGCAUUAAAGAUUGUUGCCUUGAUCAGACGAACAGCCAAGGAAGUUUGCGUCCUUCGCAAGAGCCAAGUAUCAUAGGCAGCACAGAGUUGGCUUCUCUGCCUGAGGACUUACCCAGUUAUCCACUUCACGGUGUCUCCCUUGAGAAUAUAGGACUGAGUAGCAUUGACUUACUAAACUACAGUGACGCAAUGAUACUAUCCGGACUACAAAGUAACUGGUAUGAUGAUCUAGAGUUUAGCAGCGAAAUGAUGGACUAUCCAUCGAUAGAUGAAUGUCUCUUUGCAUCAUCCUGAGCUGCCGCCCUUCUUUCGACAAUGCUAUUUUGCGAGGAAGGAUGAUGUUCUUUGGUAUGUUCCCAUAUAGCUCCUCUUGUAGGGCUAUAGUCAGCUAACUUGAUCCUACGGUGGAAGGAUUUAAUUGUAGUAUCUCCACUUUUGAUAAAUGUCUGUAUUAUAGACUGUGCCAUGGUAUAAGCUAUAUACCUUUUGAAUGAUCUUUUGAUCUUCUAAACUGCAUAUAUAAAGACUACCCCCUUACACAACUAA